Molecule: messenger RNA, 732 nt
Organism: Arctia plantaginis
Lineage: Eukaryota; Metazoa; Arthropoda; Insecta; Lepidoptera; Erebidae
Source: the annotation of a GenBank genome assembly
AUGGAAUCCGCUGCGAUAUCAUCUGAUGAUAGUUGCGAUUCUGAAAUGAAAUCCAUGAAAUCUGAAUUGAUCGAUUUUGGUUUAGAAGACGAACGCUUAAGUAAAGAUGAAAUGAGAGAUCUAUUGAAAGCCUUAAAAAAUUCAAAAUCUACAGAAAAAGAGGAUGAAGUUGCUCGUAACACACGAGAGAACAGUUCCUGCAGUUCCUUGACAACAAAUUCCAUGAAGAGGCGGUAUUUGAAUGUGAAGGAUAGACGCAUGCCAUGGAGUUUAUUACCCAAUACUUUAACACAAGCUGAAAAAGCUCGCACACUUGCAGUUUACAUUAAACUGAUGUCUAUAAAUACAUAUCACCGAGCAAGGCAAUCUGCACAUUUUGCAGAAUGGCCUCCACCAAUACAAAUUAUUGAAGAGACCACAAGAAUUCAACCCAUAAGAUCUACUAGAAGUGGUAGAUCAGUACCUGUAUAUGCUGAUUUUGAUGAUGAUUCCUCAGAUUUAGAUUUUGUUGUGACUAAAACAAAAAAAAGAAAAGUUUCUUCUAGUGAUCAAAAUGGGAGUGAUGGUAUUUACUCCAACAAAGUUCUUAGCUUGAAAAGGAAACCUAUUAAAGAUGAGAAUAAUAGACCUAUGAAGGAAGCUAAAAUAAGUACAGAUAAUAAAAUAGAGACUGUAUCUUCUGAAAAUUAUGGUGCACUCAAGAAAGACCUCUUUACAUUAAUUGAAGACUGA